AUGCAAAAUAAAAUAAGCAAGCAAUCAUUACUAGGUCGUGCCUCUUCUGACAUUGUUAAGACUGAUGAUCUUGAUUUAGACGAGGAAGACAAAAAAGUUUUAGAGGAAACUACCAAAAAAGGUUACUGCUACUUUAAGGAUCACGCAGCUAAGCACGAGAAGGUGUCAAGUGACUUCCGUCCACAAAACAACUACCUGUUUCUAGGUGAUUUUGUCGAUAGAGGGUUUUACAGCAUAGAAUCUUUUCUGUUGUUGCUUGCGUAUAAAGUGCGAUAUCCGUCGCGCGUGACACUUCUCCGAGGAAAUCACGAAAGCCGUCAAAUAACGCAGGUAUACGGGUUUUACGAAGAGUGUUUGCGUAAAUAUGGCAAUGCCAACGUUUGGCGUAUGUGUACCGAAAUAUUUGACUAUCUCGCAUUAGCAGCUAUUAUUGACAACAAGUAUUUUUGCGUACACGGCGGUUUAAGUCCACAUUUGAAGGGUAUCGAUAUGCUCAAAUCUAUCGAACGACAACAAGAAAUUCCGCACGAAGGUCUGAUGUGCGACUUACUAUGGAGUGAUCCUGACAACGUUGACACUUGGGGGGUGUCGCCGCGUGGCGCAGGCUAUGUAUUUGGCGCGACAGCUGUUGAACAAUUUUGUCAUGCAAAUAAUAUAACGUUUAUUGCAAGAGCACAUCAGUUAGUUAUGGACGGAUAUAAAUGGUGGUUCAACAAAAUGCUUGUGACCGUUUGGAGUGCUCCUAAUUAUUGCUACCGUUGCGGGAACAGUGCGAGCAUUCUCGAGAUAGACGAAGCUGGCAAUUGUGAGUUCAAAAAUUUCGAAGCAGCACCUAUCUCAGAGCGAGGACCGCAAAUUAAAAAAGAGAUUCCAGACUAUUUCUUAUAA
Messenger RNA from Dermatophagoides pteronyssinus (European house dust mite), 888 nucleotides. RefSeq names its product serine/threonine-protein phosphatase PP-X isozyme 2-like. NCBI's taxonomy places the organism in Eukaryota, Metazoa, Arthropoda, Arachnida, Sarcoptiformes, Pyroglyphidae. The record is from RefSeq and is a predicted model, not a curated record.